Molecule: messenger RNA, 1149 nt
Organism: Candoia aspera
Lineage: Eukaryota; Metazoa; Chordata; Lepidosauria; Squamata; Candoiidae
Exons: 2
Coding region: 110-1096 (328 amino acids)
Source: RefSeq, a predicted model, not a curated record
ACUAGGCUUCAGAGAAUUAAAAUUAGAUGCCUGAAUUAACUUACCACUUAUUAUUCUCUCCCCCCCACUUUUAUUUAACUUCCUUUUAUAAUAAUAUUACUGGUGUUUGAUGUGUCUGCAGAAAGAACAUGCCCCAGAAAAGCUUCAUGAUGUACAUCCUGGAAGCAUAAGUCAAGAUGCAGAUGUUCCAGUUUUUCAGAAGACAAAAAUGGUUAUAGCAGAAAAAUGGAAAAGCGGCAACAAUAAAGCAUUUCAUUCCACGCUCAACUCAAAAAUGCCAUAUGCUACUAAGGAAGAUGAAACUGCAAUUAUUCUUGAAAAUCAAGAAAUCUUACCAGAAGUUUCCAAGUUUGCAGGCAGAGAACUGAUAUAUUUUGAUCUCCCUAAAUCUCCACAUAAUUCAUGUGGGCCAUUCAAUCAGACACAACUUGAACCACAGGAAAAUGAAGAAGAUGUUAAAGAUUGGACAGAAGUAAGAAAAUUGUAUUUAUCAGAAAAGCCACCUUCUGCAUUAAGAAAUAACCCAAAGUAUGCUAUGAAUCAUGAGGCUGAGAAGUCCUCCGUAUCAUAUAUAUGUAGACUAACACCAAGAUCAUCAAAUGAAAACAGAAUUGUAGAUCAAGAUCCUUUGGUUUUUCCUGACACAAAAAUCAAAGAUCUCUUGAAAGCAAUGAAUGAGAACCUUUUAGCUCCAAAGUGGCAACAUCAAGAAAGAGGGAGUUCUGCUUUUCUGGUUAUGGAAACAGCACAACAGUCACCUUUACCAAGAUUGAAACAAGGUGCUACAAAGGAUCCCAUUAUAAAAAAGAUCUCAUGGUUGGGACGAUCACAGCAGGAGUCCACUGGCUCACCUUUUUUUGUUAGUGUUUCAAGACCACCAGUUUUACCAGUGACACAGGAACAUACUAUUAUGGUAAGAAGUUUGCAGCAACCUAAAGAAAAGUCCAAUGACUUUUUGAAAAAUGGUAUAAUUAAAAGAAAUGUUCAACUCAAAUACACACCUAAGGAUGCAGACUUAAAUCUUCCCAUAUUAUCCCCACCAUCCCAAAUAACAUCAGGGAAAAAGUCUGAGAUUUUAAGGUUAGAUUUUGCAUAAACAAAAUUAUUACAAAAAAGUACACUGAUUGGAAAACAAUGUACAAGCCAUUA